CCGGCGGCGGCUCGGGGUCGGGGGCUGUGGGGACAGACGGCCCAGGCUCUUCCUGACCGCUCUGCAUGGACCGAGGAGACCGCAGCGAGGGGCCUGCAGCCAGCCCGGUGGGCCCGGCGAAGAUGGACGCUGGUGUUCUUCUUUUGGCUGAUGAGAAGUUUGACUUUGACCUUUCAUUGUCUUCCUCAAGUGCAAACGAAGACGACGAAGUCUUCUUUGGACCUGCUGGGUGUGAAGAAAGACAUUUUCCUGCCAGCGUAGGACUAAACAGUCAAAUUCCCGAAGCACCUCUUUUACCGGCAUCUGAAAGCUGCUUGCCCUGGAGCCCUCUCACAGGGGAGAAGUUUGUGGAAGUCUAUAAAGAAGCUCACAUGCUGGCGCUGCAGAUUGAAGGCAGCAGCAAGAACAAGGCUGCCGACGCCGAGAAGCCCGAAGGCCCUGGAGACCAGGGCGUGGAAAUAUUUGUGCAGGAAUCAAAAUUAAAAACAACCAUUUUUGAGAAAGGAAGUGAAAUGAAGAAAAGCCCCACGUCAUUGAAGAGGGAGACGUACUACCUGUCGGAGAGCCCGCUGAUGGGCCCACCACGCUCGGGGCUUCAGCUUCCCUCAGGCCUGGCCCUGCUCCCUGGCUCUGCCCAGGCCCUGCAGAGCACCCGUGCCCCAGCCAGCCUCACCCGGAUGCAGGAGACCUGUCCGGCUUCUCGUUCUUCUCUGGCAGCGGAGCCAAGUGCUGUUCACCUUCCGAGUCAGGCAGUAACACAGAAAAAGAUUGUAAGCAAAUUGCAGCUGCCCCGAGCUUCAUCUGGCAGAGGAAAAAGCACUCUCUUGGCUGUGGAGAAGCCUAAGAAAGAGACAUCAGCUAGUCCUUCCAGGACGAAACUCCUGAAUGAUAAGGAGUCCCACAGAGAAGUACUCCCUGAGAAGUCCAGAGCGGCCCCGGUUGCAGUCACUGUGCCAGCCCGCAGAAGCCACUUGGUACCAGGCAAGAGAGCACUGCCUGUGCCAAACAAGUUGGGGCUAAAGAGGACCCUGUUAAAACCCCCUGGUCGCACUAGCAGUCUUGCAAGGAAGAGCUCGUCCUCGGGGUCUGUUUCCGGUGCAGCUUCUGGUGUGGGCACUUCCCCAGCAGGAGGUGAAGCUAAAUCAGGUGACCUAGUAGGUGUUCCUGCCAACGGUUCCCGGGCUGUGUCCAACAGGAGUCUGAGCAGACUGGGACCCCCCACCCAGCAGCAGUCUUGGCGGUCAGGUCCUGCAGAUGCAUCCUGCAAGCAAACACAGUUGGCGGACGUUGCCGAGUUCAUGGCAGAGCAGCCUGAGGGGCCCAGCACAGCUUCCUUCAUGCAACCACGGACUCCAGAAAAUGCAGGCCUGAAGCUGGACUCCACGUUCAGUUUGCCAAGAUCUUCUCAAUUGAAUACAACCGGGAGUACAAGAAGGCGAGAUUCCUGUCUAAGUUCCAAGACAAAGAUUAUGCCUACCCCUACAAAUCAAUUUAAAAUUCCUAAGUUUUCUAUUGGUGAAUCCCCGGUCAGCGCCACCCCACAGCGUUUUCGAGCACAGAGGCCACAGUCGUGCACAUCAGCUGGGAGGGUUGUCCACAGCACUCCCAUCAGACAUUCGUCUGGGCCAGCCUCCCAAAGCCUUCUCCCCAGCGUGAGAACCCCCGUGAGCAUAAAACGUGCACCGGCCAUGCCCACCCCUGCUAGCCACCGCCUCUCUGGCCUCCUGUUGAUGACACCACGGACCACGCCACGGGCUCUGGCUUCUGCCCAGUGUGUGCCUGCUCGGCGACUUUCUUCUGAGCCCCGGAAGAGAUCUGGAGUGAAAAAUGAACCAGCCACCCAGAGCAGCAGAAAGGUCGCUUCCAGACCCUCCGACUCCUCAUCGGACGGAAGCUGUUCUUCCCCAUCUGCUGUACCCCAGGCACUUAAUUUUUCUCCAGAAAAGAGAGAUUUUACUUUCUCAAAAAAUACCACUACAGAAGCAACUCUGACUGAAGCAAAGACAACUGAAAACACACCCCUGAGUGAGGCUGUUCUUGUAGAUAUCCAACUGGAUCAGCUUACCAUCACCCCAAAGGCUGAGAGCAGGCCCCUCGUUGACCUCCCACUCAUCGACUUCUGCAAUACCCCAGAAGCCAAUGGAGGCCAGCUUCCACUGAAACCCUCUGUGGCUUUGGAAUCUGAAAGUAAACCUCUGAUUGACCUGAUGAUAAACACUCCAGACAUGAAUAAAGAUGUGGUACUGAAGCCUUUACAAGUCGUGGGCCAGCUGAUAGACCUGGAGUCCCCUCUCAUCCAGCUGAGCCCUGCAGCCGACAAGGAGAAUGUGGAGUCCCCGCUCCUCAAGUUCUGAGCAGAGGACCUUCCCACGUUACUCUGUUAACAGAACAGUUCGUCCAAUGUGGUUUUCAACCCUUAGAAAUGAAUUUUAAGAGAAAUUGUAUUUAAAAAAUAAAAAGCCAAGUGAGUGCACUUUGCCUGGUGGCUGUGGGUGAGGGACUUGUGUCGUGUCUACAGCAUUUCUCUGCCCUCCUCGCCCUGUUUACACUGGGCCAAGUCGCUACACACUGAGGGUUUUGUCUUCAAAUCUCUUGUAUGUAAAAUGUCAAGUAGCUGUUUUUUAAAAUUAAGUUUGUGUGAAAAGUUAAAUAUUCCAGAUUUAAAAUAAAUUUUGAAAUGACUUUCAGUAUAUUAAACUUCU
This is a messenger RNA of Loxodonta africana (African savanna elephant), 2702 nucleotides long. It is a transcript of the gene GTSE1, whose product is annotated as G2 and S-phase expressed 1. Gene Ontology annotation, cellular component: microtubule cytoskeleton; cytoplasmic microtubule. Gene Ontology annotation, molecular function: microtubule binding. The record is from RefSeq and is a predicted model, not a curated record. NCBI's taxonomy places the organism in Eukaryota, Metazoa, Chordata, Mammalia, Proboscidea, Elephantidae. The coding region runs from base 66 to 2354 and encodes 762 amino acids. The transcript has 12 exons.